Penicillium canariense is the source of this 1362-nucleotide messenger RNA. RefSeq lists its product as uncharacterized. The transcript has 3 exons. The coding region runs from base 1 to 1362 and encodes 453 amino acids. NCBI's taxonomy places the organism in Eukaryota, Fungi, Ascomycota, Eurotiomycetes, Eurotiales, Aspergillaceae. The record is from RefSeq and is a predicted model, not a curated record.
AUGGCGACCACUCCCCCGCCGCCUUCGCCGUCAUCCUUGCGGAUUCCUACCGCGCCGCGCCAUGGUGCUGGAUACGACCAAUUUGAGCCAUACCCGACUCGGUUCUCGGCUAGACUAGCAAACCAGCGUGCAUCGAGAACAACAGAAAGGACGCCUGAACCAGUCUGGCCAGGCUCACCCAGUAAGAUGCGAUCUCGGGCUUCACCGAAAAAGUAUCGAAGAAUCGAUGGGGAGACGAUGUCUCCUCCCGGCAGUAGCUCGAAGUCGAUGGGAAGUGAAGCCUCCAAGCCUCCACCCAACUUCACAUUUGCGACCAGCGAGUCUGAGUUGGAUAUCUCUGGACGUCACCACCAUCAGCAAUCUGCACAUUCUCAGCCCCACUCGGCGGCGAAUGAGGCUUUGCCAACUCCUGCUAAAACCCCGUCGAAAAGAAAGGUCCAGGGCGAUUUAUCGUCCACGUCCCGCACUCUCUUCCCAUCAAACAGCAGAAUGUCGGCCAAAAAGCCUUCCCCGUUCUCACUUGAGAGCUUCGAAGCUCCUGCAUCGAAGGAUAUCCAAAUCUUUACGGACUCUCGUGAUCGCAUUCCCGUUGCCGGCGCCGCAGAGAAGAAUCCGUUUGCUUCAAAGUCUGAAGCUGCCGGUUCUAUCAGAAGGGCUCCAAGGCGCAUGUACAAAUCCGGCGAAAGUUCUAACUCACAGAACGCCCCUGUUACGGCCAGCAGCCACGGCAAUAUAACCCCCAGCGAUGACGAAUAUCUGUCUACCCCGGAGGAUGGGAUGACCAUGAUUUUUCGUGGGAAGAAAGUCCACACCAAGUUUGAGUUUGAAGACGAAGAUGAGGGCAACGAUGAGAUGGGCCUGUUCGCUGCUCGUCCUGAUCUGCUGGAUGACAGCCAAGACAUCCUGAAUAGCGUCAAGCCUCUGACUCGCAACUCUGUCAAACCCCGCGUCCUCUUCCCUGGUCCAAAGAACGACAAACCCCUUCACGAGGAGGAAGCUGCCACGGACGAAGAGGAUAGUGAGGACGCCGAGGUCGAACCCAGUCACGUCAAUUCUACCCUAUUUUCACCCUCCCUGGACUGCCCCCCAGCUCCUGGAGCGACUCGUCUUCUGCGAUCCAAUGCCCGUUUCGCAACUCAGGUUGAUGAGACCCCCAGUGGCACCAAAGCCUUGGACACCAAGCGGAAGCGUAUCAGUCCGUUUGAUCAGUGGCUGCGUAAGAAGCAGGCCCCUGAGGAUGUGUCUGCUCCUACCACUCCUGCGAAACGCCAGGCCGAUCGCACUGGCAGCCCUGUGGCCCAGCCUUCCGCCAAGAAGACUCGCAGUGCCCGUGGGGGUGCUGCCACUGCUCCUCUGGCUUAG